This is a messenger RNA of Amoebophrya sp. A120, 7414 nucleotides long. The record is from the annotation of a GenBank genome assembly. NCBI's taxonomy places the organism in Eukaryota, Dinophyceae, Syndiniales, Amoebophryaceae.
CGACUCCAAAAUUCUACGACUUCAAGAACCUUUCCGAACAUAAGCAUAACAUUGAUUUCUCCAUGUCUCCCUAAAAGGUGUGCUAAAGUACUGCAGCAGCAGAUGUUUUCCUUGAGAUACCAGCCACGGUAUUACGAGUCAACUUUUCGAAGAAGAACAAGAAGUAGAUGAAAUUCACCUUUACCUCCUUAGCAAAACCUCGACCAGACUCCGACCUUCAACUUCAUCCAUCUUGUUUCAUUAGUUGAGCGAGAAAAAUGUCCGCCCGACAGGCGAAGAAGCUCCAGGCGCUGCAGGAGCAGCAAAGGAAGGAGGAGGAGGCAAAAUUGAAAAAGGAACAACAAGCGAAGAACGGAAAAAACAAGUUGGACGCUGUUGACGAAACUGAAGAAAAAACUUCGGAAGAGGAAGAAGAAGACGAGGAGGACGAGCUUGCCGGGCCGGUGAUUCAGCAACAACCCCGGAAAAAUUUGUUCGCCGCGAUGGUUUCGUCCUCAGACGAGGACGAGGAAGAUUCUUCAGAAGACGAGGAAAGCGAUAAUGGCAGUGGGGAGGUAGAAGAAAAUUAUAACCCGUCUAGUACUUCUCCCGCCCCCAAGAAGUCCACGAGCAAGAACAGUCCGCCCGGGCGGGGAGGGGGUGCUGCAGGAGGUAAUGGCAACAACAAGGGGGCAAAUAGCAAGAAAGCUACUUCUUCGUCACCAGACGGCAAGAAGAAUCCCGACAAGCGUGAAGACCACGAUACUGACGAAGAUAACGAAUCGGAUGACGACGAUCUCAAAGCGUUAGAAGAGGAAGAGAAACGGCUUCUGGAAAAUAACCUUCAUCUAGACGGCGUAUCAAACAUCCACGGGAGUAGUUCAUCCUCCCGUUGUGGAAACGCUAUCAGAAAGCACUGCACCGGGUUGGAACAAAUUCUGAAACUCAACAAGACCAAUUUCUCGCCCGACGCCGAGCACCGGCGCAUUUUCGGCACCGCGGCCCCGGUGAAUGAGAGGAACAACAUGCAUAUCACAAGAAAAAGUGUUAACGUUUUUAGCGGAAUUUGUGAUGCAGUAACGCAUCAGAAAAGGUGCCCAAAUUUGUAUUGCGUAGCAUGCAUGGAAGGCAAAAUUUGUAAUGCAUAGCUGCCAUCUGUGAAAACCGUUACCGUUUACACUUUUUUGUUUGAUAAUGCAAGCCCAGCUCGAGCGGAACGGGGGUAUUCGUCUGCCGCCGCACAUUAUCGUGAGAAAAAAGUGUUACAGUUACACACUCUGAUGCAAGACAAGCAAGACAGACAACCUCUGUCAUGCAGGAAAUGCUUGCGUCGUUUCAUUUGUGUUUUCCCUUAUAGAAGUCUGCGCAUUACAAAUUUUCUUUGCCAUGCAGAGCAACUUUGUCAUGCUGAAAUUCCAAGAAGUGUGUAGCUGUAUACACUUUUUUCCUGUGAUACGCAUCCCGCGAGAAGCGGCGACCAGAAUGCGUCAGAUGAUCAAAUCCAAUCAGUACCCGCCGCACUUCAAGAAGCUCUGGCUUUCCAACAUCGAUUUCCUCGAAGUCGGCCCAACCAAACCGGACCCCAGCAUGAGUGGCAGUUGCGUGUUUUUCCAGACUACUACAUCUUCACGGGCAGAUGAUAUGCAACGCAAAAGCAUAGUACUAGUACAAAUUGCAUUACACAUUAGCCCAGCAUUACAAAUUGAAUUUGUAAUGCUGAUUUACCUUGAGAAAGAGAUUUGUAAUGCAUAAAUGCAAUUACUACGAGUACGAUACUUUUGCACAGGAUAGAUGAAUCCGCAGAACAAAUCGGCACGCUCUACGGCCUUCAGCUGGACUUGAACAGCAAAAAAACGGAGUCUCUCGCGCUGGAAUUCCAGGACAUUGUUCGGAUGUUUGAUCCACACUUACUGCAGGAGUUCCUCACCAACGCAGCUCCGUUUUACAUCGAGGGGCUGGUAUUAAUCGCCGAGUUAUGAAUUGCAAAAGUGUCUGGGUCUGGAAGGUUGGAUCUUGUGAUGCUAACUUUGGACUCUAAAAAAAUCUGUAUUGCGUGACCAGCAAGAGGAGUUUGGUUUGUGCUACGCGGGGAGGGCAUUUGUCAUGCGGAGUAGGCAUCAGGAAGGGUUCUAAAAGUCUGUGAUGGUAGGGCAUGCAUCACAAACAAUCCUGGGUCAUGCAAAAUAUGCAUGACAAACCCGGCAACCUUCCAGACCCAGACACUUUUGCAUUUGAUACGAGUUGAUGCGGAGCCGGCAGGAAUACGAGGAAAGCUGGCUCUUCUGCAAACGGGCCUUGUACGUUUUGGAACUGCAGUUGCCACGGGGACUGGUGCCGGAUUUUCUUGCCUACGAUAAUUCGUUUUCGUCUAGUGGUUCAACAUCAACUACCACAGCUGUUUUGGAAACCACCAUCCCCUCCCUCCACCCAACCGCCUACUAUCAAAUGCAAAAAUGUCUGGGUCUGGAAGAUUGCAACUUGUCAUGCUAAAUCUGAAUCAUGUAAAAAUCUGUUUUGCAUGAUUGCCAAAAGCUGUCCGCUUUUGACCUAAUCGCGAGGCAGUUUCUUAUGCAGGAUAGGCAUGAUAGAACUAACACAGAAUCUGUCAUGCUAUGUCCUACAUACCAGACCUCAUGGGUCAUGGAAAACCUGCAUGACAAGUCUGGCAUUCUUCCAGACCCAGACACUUUUGCAGUUGAUACCUACCCGGUGAUGGCAAGGGUUCUCUACCUGUACAUGCAGUUAUGAAAGUGCACAACUCCCCCUCCCCUUCAUUUGUCAUGCAAAAUCCCAAAUCCAGCUGCUGCCUUGUAGCACUGUUUGCAUGAGAAAUAGAAAUUCUGGAAGCCCAAAUAGCACUACAAGCCGUGGUGACUUGUCAUGCACAGCAUACACGUGUGCUGGUGUUUGUAUUGCUGUUCAUACUAGUAUAAAAAUGAGGGGGAGGGGGAAAUGUGUACUCUCAUAGCAGCUGUUAGCGAACCGAGGGUUGUUCGUAACCGCCGCGGAGGUGUGCAAGUGGUUGUGGAAACUGACCUACUUCGGGGGCGAGGGGAACUCCACGAAGGUUCAAGUUGUUGAUCAUGCUUCCGACGUCGAGACCGCAGCAAGUAUUAAACAAUCAGGCGAGCAGCAGCAGGAAGCAAGUGCAAGAAGCAGCACAAGAUACAUUUUGGACAAGGGCAGUAAGAGUCAGUCCCCCUGGGCGAUCCUUCCGGCGGUGAUGGUGGAGAAAAUACCAGAAGACGCAGAAGACGCAGACAAAAAACUUGAAAAGCCCUCCAUCUUCGAAAAACACUACGGCAGCGUGAAAAAUCCUCUGCCAAAUCUCCCGAACUGGUUCUACAAGGGGUUCGACCCCCUGCACGUCUUGCCACACUACCUCUACUACGUUUUACGGGCGAGAAAAUACGAGUUGAUCGACGAGAUUUGCGGGGUGAAGAUCAUUUUCGACGAAAAGAAGAAGAAUUACGAGUUUGUUUCCAAUUUGGACUAUUUCAACAAUUUAGAGUACUUCGGAACCACUAGCAAAUUUGACCCGGAGAGGGAAUUUUCGGUGCCGCACUUGACAAAUAUGAGAGUGCAGAAUUCCCCCGCCACCCUCUCAUUUGUCAUGCAAAAUACCAAAUCCAAGUGCUGCCUUGUGGUGCUGUUUGCAUGACAGACUUCUCUGGAACCCCGAAUAGUACUACAGUAUGCACGCAUGAACUUGUCAUGCACAGGCUCCACAUCUGCGGACGUUUGUAGUGCUGUUCAUGCAAUACAAAUGAGGGGGAGGGGGACGAGUUGUGCACUGUCAUAACAAAUCUGCUUCCCACGACGUGUUACGUGCACGCCUUGUCUUUCUACAACCGGUGGAACGCGAGUAGUGGUGGCAGUUCGGUGAAGAAGUUGUUUGAUUUUGUGGAGAAGGAACCGUUUAUGAUUUCGGAGGUGUUCGAUAUGCUGUGCAAAAGUAUCGUACUCGUAUUGCAAUCAUGCAUUACAAAUUUUUUUCUGGAGCUAAAUCCGCAUUACAAAUUUCAUUUCUCAUGCUGAGGAAAUUUGUAAUGCAAUUAAAAUUAUACGAGUACGAUACUUUUGCAUUGCAUAUUCGAUUGGAAGCAUCAGUUGGUAGAUUGGGAAAAGCUGAAGGAUUUAAAUCACGACUACGAUCAGAAGGUUGUGGAAUUCGAGGAAGAGGUGGAAAAGCUGCGAAAAGAAGAACAGGAAUUACAAAACGCGCAGAAACACAACGACAGAAAUAAACAAGUGGACAAAGACGAUGUUCUUGCAGUAGAUUCUCCUUCCGAUGAAGAUGACUCCGUGGUCGCUGAUUCCAGCGCGAACGAAGAUAUCGGUACUAGCGGCACCGCAUCAGCAUAUUCGAAGUCAGCCGCGUUCAACCAAAAGGUGAAGCAACUGGAGAAGCAGUAUUUCCUGCCGACAAACAUGAAGGAACACAACUCUCUCCUCAAACUUCCGACGGAAAACAACGCCAAGGUGCUGCUCUACCCGAUCAUGAAGGCGCUUUUCCUGUAUCCGAUCUGCUUUAAGCAGAUGCUGGAGAAAUCCGAGGCGAUUGACAACCUCGACACCGUACCGAAACACUCGAUGCAAUAUUACAACGCAAAUGUCAAGCCCGGGGAGCAGAAAGCAUAUGAAUUGCAGAAGUAUCGUACUAGUAGUAUUGCAUUACAAAAAAUUAGCUCAGCAUGUGAAAUGGAAUUUGUCAUGCGGAUGCAGCUAAAGAAAGAGAUUUGUAAUGCAUAAAUGCAAUUACUACGAGGAGUGCGAUACUUUUGCAUAGGAUAAAGCAAGGACUUGGACGAUUCUGUUCAACAUUUUGUACGAGUGGAACACAGGAUCAACAUGUAGUGCAGGAGACUAUCAAAUGUAAAAGUGUCUGGGUCUGGAAACUUGUGAUGCUAGGUGGCGUAUCAUGCGGAAGCCAUAAGUGCUGGCUCAGCAUGACAAGUUUCUGAGCUUCUAGGUGUUGCCUAUUCUGCAUGACAAACUGCGUUUUUGCAUGACAGGAAAUUGGGGCUCUUGGGUAACCUGCAUGACAGAUUUAAGAGUCAUGCCUGAGAAGCAUGACAAAUCGCGCAUUCUUCCAGACCCAGACAUUUUUACACUUGAUAGAGACGGCGCAGCUGCAACUUCUACGGGAGCAGCAGGUGGUCAACAAGAACUACAUCUUCAAGAACAAAGCGGUAUAAUUUGGGAGGAGCUGAAACUAGAAUCGGGCACGGCGGAGAAAUAUGAACUGCAAAAGUAUCGUACUCGUAUAAAUGCAUUACAAGUUUCCUUAGCAUGAAAAAUAGAACUUGUAAUGCUGAUUUGCCUUCAGAAAAAAAUUUGUGAUGCAAGACUUGCAUUUAUACGAGUGCGAUACUUUUGCACCGGAUAAGAAAUUUUUCGUUCUUUUCACGUCCGAGCACGUGGUGAACUGGAUUCAUUUCGUCUUGGAGAAAAUGAUCCGGAAAAUCGAGUCUUCGCCGUUGUUUUUGAAAGAGUACAAGCAGGCGCGGAAGGAGUUUGUCGGGUACAUGUUCACGAACAAUGUAGAUGUUAUCGCGGAGAAUUACUACUUGGACAAAACCGACCCGGAGGAACGGAAGGAGAUCGACCGGUUGAAGUUCACCUACUUUGAAGACAAGUCGCUCGCAAUUAAGGGCGGUUGGGUCCAAUCCUGCUACAACGACUUGUCCUCCGCCGAAUACAAGGAAAACGCACGGGACGCAAUUCUCCCGGCGUUAUUCCACCACAACCUCGCGACCGCGCAGAGUAGAGUCGGGCUGGGCGGACGGAUGAGGCGAGGUGGCGGGGGUUUAUUUCCCGGUGGUCUUCGGGGAAACAAUAACGGACCGGCAGGGGCGCAGUUUUUCGUCGACGUGAUGCGGCAAUUAGCGGGGGCUGCGGAUGAAGGCAAUGGAGUACCUGCGGAGGCUGUGCUCGCAAGGCUGGCCGACAUCGAGAACUUUUUGGGCGGUAUAUAUAAAGUUUUUGUCGCGCUUAGAUUUUUUGAAGCUGGUUGUAUCUUUGGUCCUCUUGACCCUGGUGCAGUAGGAAAUUUACUGCACUGUAGAACGCGAAAAUGGAUGAUGAAUGCGGGAUAUCCCUACUUUUUCCGCCAUCCCGAUGAAGGAAGCCACGGUUUGGAGUAAGUACCACGAACUAGUAGUGGUCAGUACUGAGGUCAUGCUCAUCUUUUCAAGAGGACGCGUCGCUCAACGACACAAGAUCAGUCUACUUCAUCCCCUGCCACCAAAAGAAGUGGCACGACCUGAGUGGCUAUUCAUUUUUUCGCAAGAAUAGAACACAAAGCGCAAUGUUCUUGUAUGAAGCGCAAUGUUCUCAACAAGCGAACAUAACAAUUUUUGCUUCUCUUUGGUCGUGAAAAUUGUAAACACGAGGGAAGAUGAAGCUGGACUCAAUUAUCGGAACUACAACUUUUCCUCCCCAACAGAUGAUGUCGGGCGCGUGCAAGCGUUGCGUGAACAACUUUUCUAUGCGUUGCAAAUAUCUCUGGGUCUGGAGGGAUGUACUUAAUCUGUGAUGCUGCAUUUGCAUACUACAAAAAUCUGUAUUGCAUGGACAGCAAAACAAGAGGUCCAGUUUUUGCCGCGGCGAGAGGGCAUUUCUCAUGCGGUAUAUUAUAAGCAUCAGGAAGCCCUCGGAAAAUCUGGGAUGCUAGGGCAUGCAUCACAGACGUCAGUGUGCAUUACAAACGUUGCGUCCUUCCAGACCCAAACAUAUUUGUAUUUGAUAUUUUCGCGAUGAUGCGGCAGGGGGGUCCACCUCCACCCGGGGCCGCUAGUACUACCCCGCCCGCCGCCGGUGGCGAGGAACCACCACCACCUGGGCAGGAAGAUCCAGGACGUCUUCUUGCAGGUUUUCGGGCCGGCGAGUUCCACCUUGGUCGCAGUUUUUCCGAUGUCGGCUCCAGCGAUGAAGACGGGUCACCUCGUCUACCGGGACCGGGUCGGUGGACGAGCGAAGCCGGCCAAUUAUAUGCCGCCGGCAAACGAAGUAUCCGUAUCUACGAUACUUCUAGUACAGCUUGCAUUACGCGACCCGCCACUGUGAGAACAAGAAUCCAAUUUUGCAACACCCAAGAACAUCUUCUCGCACUCGCCAAAGAAAGCAGAUUUCUGUCAUGCAGGAAGAUUGCAAUAACGAUUUUUAACGAAGUUGUACGAGUAUAAUUGAUACGGUUCUACUUUUGCAUCUUGAUGUUGUUCGACGUGUCGCACAAGGAGCAGGCGCUGAUGAAGCAGCAGACGGAUUGCAGCGAGAAGUAGAUGACGUCGCACGAGGAGAGUCGGCAGAGGGAGCAUCACCGGAGGAACAAGGCGCAGAGGGACCAGGUGGAGAGUACGCUGAAAAUAACUACAGCUCUGACGAAGACGAAGAGUUGGCGGAAGUCAUUCAACGUUCGCUGCGGGAGCAGUGA